Ophidiomyces ophidiicola is the source of this 1665-nucleotide messenger RNA. RefSeq lists its product as uncharacterized. The transcript is spliced from 2 exons. Gene Ontology annotation, biological process: phosphoenolpyruvate transmembrane import into Golgi lumen. The record is from RefSeq and is a predicted model, not a curated record. Bases 1 to 1665 code for a protein of 554 amino acids. NCBI's taxonomy places the organism in Eukaryota, Fungi, Ascomycota, Eurotiomycetes, Onygenales, Onygenaceae. Gene Ontology annotation, molecular function: antiporter activity; phosphoenolpyruvate transmembrane transporter activity. Gene Ontology annotation, cellular component: Golgi apparatus; endoplasmic reticulum.
AUGAGUGUUACGGCCGUCCUCGAGCGUCCGCCCACCGUGUCCCUGAACCCGCCGUCGCAGAUGACCCUUCCGGCCUCGAGUGGCACCCUGGAAAAGUUCCCAACCUUCGAUGACGACUCGCUCAAGGUGCCCGCCGAUUCGAACGCUCCCCCACCGAUGAACGACCGGGGGCUGUCGCCGGAUGGAACGUGGCUCCCCAGGAAAAACGGAAUGGGUUCACUUAACCCGCCAAACACGCGAAGGCAGCGGCCGCGGAAGAGUAUCAGCGAAGCCAUUGGCUCGUUCAAGCGGAGAGGUGCCAGUGUCAGUGUCAAUGCUCAGGAGCUGGCUGAGGCGUUGAAGGCUCCCGUUUCGUAUCGACUGAUUGGCCUCUGUGUGAUCUGGUACAUGACCUCUGCGCUGACCAACACGUCGUCAAAAGAAAUCUUAAACGCUCUCCCAAAACCGAUUACGCUCACAAUUGUUCAGUUUGGCUUCGUGUCGGGUUGGUGUUUAAUACUCUCCUACCUAGCGUCCGUGUUUCCUGCUUUGAAAACCGCAAUUCCGGCCCUGAAAAAUGGAAUCCGUCAUCCAUCCCGAGAAGUCAUCUCGACCGCCCUUCCUCUGGCGCUCUUUCAGCUCGCUGGCCAUAUUCUCAGUUCUAUGGCUACGUCUCAGAUCCCAGUUUCGCUCGUCCAUACCAUCAAGGGCCUCUCACCACUCUUCACAGUUCUUGCGUACCGCUUCAUCUUCCGCAUUCGAUAUGCCCGUGCUACAUACCUCUCCCUUGUACCGCUUACGCUGGGCGUGAUGCUCGCCUGCUCCUCUGGGUUUUCUACAAAUCUCUUCGGCAUUUUGUGCGCUUUUUGCGCGGCCCUGGUAUUCGUUUCCCAGAACAUAUUCUCCAAGAAACUCUUUAACGAAGCCUCCCGCCUUGAAUCGGAUGGCCAAUCGCUUACUGGCCGCAAACUGGAUAAACUAAACCUUUUGUAUUACUGUUCUGGUCUAGCAUUUAUUUUGACUGCCCCAAUCUGGUUUUUUUCUGAGGGCUAUCCACUUUUUGUCGAUCUCCUCCAAGAUGGAGCUAUCGACCUUACUGAAAAAAAAGGGAGUCUGGACCACGGUCCAUUGGUACUCGAAUUCAUUUUUAACGGCAUAUCACAUUUCGCCCAAAAUAUCCUGGCUUUUGCUCUCCUCUCGAUGAUCUCACCUGUCUCUUACUCGGUUGCAUCCCUGAUAAAACGCGUUUUUGUUGUUGUCGUGGCUAUCGUUUGGUUUGGAAACUCUACUACACCAAUUCAAGCAAUUGGCAUUGCCCUUACUUUCCUCGGCUUAUACCUAUACGACCGCAACAGCCACGAGGAUGCAGCUGACCGACGAGCAAAUGCUGACCAUUUCCACUCCAAGACGCCAAUACUCCCACUCAGCGACGUUAAAAAUACCGACAAUAGAGGCUGGAACCAGAACGGCUAUAUAUUCCCUCCUUCAAUUAAAGAAGGGCCCAUGGAAGACGCGGGCAGUUAUGUCCCAGUUUCGUCCAGCAGUGGGAAAAAGGACGACGACGAGCCAAAUGGGCGGUCUCGGAAGACAAGCCCUGUCCAGUCGUGGAUGCCGCCAGGCACAAAGCAGGAACAUACCUGGCAACCUGGCGACUCUACACCAUACCAGCCGCAAUAUAUUUCGUGA